AUGCCGGUGAUGAGAGGGCUGCUGGCCCCGCAAAACACCUUCCUGGACACCAUCGCCACGCGCUUCGAUGGCACCCACAGCAACUUUGUUCUGGGGAACGCCCAGGUUCAGUCUCUCUACCCCAUCGUCUACUGCUCCGACGGCUUCUGUGAGCUCACGGGUUAUGCGCGAGCUGAGCUCAUGCAGAAGAGCUGCGCGUGUCACUUCCUGUACGGCCCGGAAACGAGCGACAGGCUAACGGCUCAGAUCCAGGGAGCUCUGGACGAGAGGAGGGAGUUCAAGACCGAGCUGGUCUUCUACAAAAAGGAAGGUACACAGUUUUGGUGUCUCCUGGACAUUGUCCCCAUAAAGAAUGAGAAAGGAGAGGUGGUUCUGUUCCUCGUGUCCCAUAAAGACAUCACGGACAAGAAGAAGGACCAGGACCCUGAGCAGGGACCUGAUACGGAUGAGGAGACCGGUCUGGAGGUCCAUCAGGUUACGCGACCUCCAGGAUUCAACGCCAACCGACGCCGCAGCAGAGCCGUGCUCUAUCACCUGUCGGGACACCUGCAGAAACAAGACAAAAGCAAGCUUAAGAUCAACAAUAACAUGUUUGGGGAGAAGCCUCCAAUCCCGGAGUACAAGGUAGCAGCCAUCCAGAAGUCUCGCUUCAUCCUCCUCCAUUACGGCACCUUCAAGGCCGGCUGGGAUUGGUUGAUUCUGCUGGCGACAUUCUAUGUGGCCGUCACAGUGCCGUACAAUGUGUGCUUCACCGUGGUGGGAGGACGGGAUGAAGGAAGCAGCAGCGCUCCCCGCAGCCCGCCCAGCGUCAGUGAUAUCCUUGUAGAGAUCCUGUUUAUUUUAGACAUUUUGUUGAACUUUCGAACCACCUUUGUGAGCACGUCAGGUCAGGUUGUGUACGACGCCCGCUCCAUCUGCGUUCACUACGUCACCACCUGGCUAUUUGUUGACCUCAUCGCUGCCCUGCCCUUCGAUCUGCUGUAUGCUUUCAACGUCAGCGUGUAUUUUGGAGUCCACCUCCUGAAGACUGUUCGGCUGCUGCGUUUGCUGCGUCUGCUGCAGAAGUUGGAGCGGUACUCUCAGUACAGCGCUGUGGUUCUCACUCUGCUGAUGUCCAUGUUCGCUCUGCUUGCUCACUGGAUGGCCUGUGUCUGGUACUUCAUCGGCCGCAGGGAGAUUGAGAGUCCUGGCUCCUGGGAUAUAGGUUGGCUCCAUGAGCUGGCCAAGCGUCUGGGCUCCCCGUACUUCCUCUCUCCCAUCACCACGCUGGUCUCCUCCACUGUCAGUAGCCUCCCAGCCAACAGCAGCCAGUGGAAUGUGUCAGGGUCAGAGGUCACAGCACAGAGCUCCUGGAACUCCAGCCAACAUUACGAGAACGUGUCAGGAGGGGAGGCCGUGUCGGGGACGGGCAGCGGGGGAGGAGGGUUCGGGGUUCUGGGUGGUGGACCUUCGAUGAGGAGCAGCUACGUCACGUCACUGUACUUCGCUCUGAGCAGUCUGACCAGCGUAGGGUUUGGAAACGUGUCGGCCAACACCGACUCAGAGAAGAUUUUCUCCAUCUGCACCAUGCUCAUCGGAGCAUUGAUGCACGCUGUGGUGUUUGGAAACGUGACAGCCAUCAUCCAGAGGAUGUACUCUCGCCGCUCACUCUAUCACACCCGCACCAAAGACCUGAAGGAUUUCAUUAGAGUCCACCGGCUGCCCAAAGCUCUGGAGCAACGCAUGCUGGAGUGUUUCCAGACCACCUGGUCAGUAAACAAUGGCAUUGACGUCAGUGAGCUCCUGAAGGACUUCCCUGAUGAGCUGAGGGCUGACAUCGCCAUGCACCUAAACAAGGAGCUGCUCCAGCUGCCUCUUUUCGAGUCAGCAAGCCGGGGCUGCCUGCGUUCGCUCUCCCUCAUCAUUAAAACCUCCUUCUGUGCUCCGGGGGAGUUCCUGAUCCGGCAGGGAGACGCCUUGCAGGCCAUCUACUUUGUCUGCUCAGGGUCCAUGGAGGUCCUUAAGGACAAUACUGUGCUGGCCAUACUGGGUAAAGGAGAUCUGAUUGGCUCGGACUACCUGACAAAGGAGCAGGUGAUAAAGACCAAUGCCAACGUAAAGGCACUGACCUACUGUGACCUGCAGUACAUCAGCCUGAAAGGUCUCCGUGAGGUCCUCAGACUAUACCCCGAGUACGCCCAGAAGUUCAUCAGUGAGAUUCAACACGACCUCACAUACAACCUGAGAGAGGGCCACGGAGCAGAUGGCGACUGGGAGAGUAACGGCGGCCUGGUGAAGAAGCUUCCCUCCAUCCGUGAGGACGAGGAAGGUGAUGAGGAUCAGAACUCUGUGUCCCGGGCACCUCGCUCCCCGCUGCGUCUCAGCAGGGGGCUCAGCUCACCCCUCCGCUCCCCUCUCCUCCCUCCCAGACCUUUCCGUGCUCCCUCUGAGCACUCCCGCCCCACCACCCUGCAGAUUCCCGUGGUCAGCUUCAGCUGUGCUCCACCUGAGCUCAGCCCCAGAUUCGUGGACGGCAUCGAAACUGAGAGCAACUCCACGUCAUCACAGAAGUUUGAGUUCAGCCCCAGCCUCUCUCCUGCAGCUCCGCCAUCUCCAUACCACGGGACCAGGGAUCACUCUGAGAUCAAACAGAGCGUGUCCAAACUGACUGAGGAGAUGAACAGUCUCUCCAAACAAGUGUCCACACUCAGCCAAGAGCUACAGGAAAUGACACGCCUCCUUAAGCCCCUCCUCCAAACGUCAUCACAGCAGCCGAUCCUGAUGAACAUGAUGCCAAAUUUAACCCCGCCUCCGAGCAGUGCCAGCCAGUUAUCUACGAGCACUUGCCUCAUGGUGCCGCCCCCUGUCACACCAUGUCCCCUGCAGAGACCAGACACUCAGUCUCUGCUGGACAGCGGCGACACGGAGGGGGCCGACUUGCCGGGAUGCCUUCUGCCCACUCCACAUUCACCACUAAGGCCUAACUCUUCUUCACCUCAACAGCCCACAUCAAGACCGCCAUCCCUUCCCUCCAAUUCUCCCAAGGACAGACUUCCUGAGGGAUCCCCAAUCCCCAACACCUCCUCCAGUAACGGGAUGUUUCCGCCCCCGCUGCAGGAUCAGCCUCCUCUUGUUUCAGGCACUCCUUCCCCAUCCCUCUCCUUCUCUAUGUCUCUUUCUUCUUCCUCAUCUCUGUCCCGACCUGGCAGCUGCACCAGCCGAGGCCUCCUCCCUCCGCCACCCUCCCAGGACACGCCACCUCCUCCCCAAUCCUCCCACUGCUCUGCCCCUCCUUCGCUCGCUUCCUCUCCUGGAGACUUUCGCCUGAAGCCCUCCCCGUCUGUCCCCCUCGUUUCCCCUCCAGCCGUGCCCUUCCAACCCUCCACCCUGUCUCUUCCCGUGUCUUUGGACUCUACAAGGAGGGGACGAGUAGAAAACCAGACUCCACCUUGGUGUAAGUCACAGCUGCGCCAAAGAGAGACAAGACCGGUCUCGAGCCUGCAGGAGCUGGAGAUGCAAGAGAGGGGACAACAGGCGGAAGAGGCGCAGUCCUCCACGGAGCACAUCAGUUUUAUCGAUGAAGAAGAGCCGGCGUUAUGAAUGGGUCAUACCGAGCAAACGUGAAAAAUGGAAAAGGAGAAACAGGAUGAAAGGAUGGAAAAACAGAGAUCAGAUCACGGAGAAUGGCAUGCAAGAAAUGAAACAAAGCAGAAACAAAUAGGAGAUGGAGAAUCCAGUGAACAGAAACACACCUGCGAGGCUGGGACGAGCUGCCAGCUGAUCAGUGUGAAGGAGGUUUCCUACACAGAGCUGCAGCAGUAUCAACUUCAGUAGCAUCAGUCGCUCCACGCAGAGCUGGGAAACUUAGAACCAGAGAACAUCUCUUAAACUGGUUCAGUUCUUCCUUGGAGACAAGCUUAGCUCCAAACAGUGAUGCUUUUAAAUCCAAUAUAGAUUUGUCUCCUCUUCUUCAGAGGGCAGGGAUGGACUCGUAUAGCUCACGCAGCGUUUACACGAAAAUGAUCCACUGAAACUGAGACAUUUGUCAUUUGUUUUAAAAGUUCCUAGUUCAGAUGACAGUUAGGCAUGCACAUAAAUCUGCUAAAAUAACUCAAUUGCUGUAGUGUGCACACCUGGCCAGAAGUUGGCUGGGUUACCUUAUGAUGCAACAACACGUAAAUGCACACUUAAUGCAGAAAUAAACAUGUUUACAGCCAAAUGAAAAAUAUAUUUUGACUGAAUAGUACAUAUCUACAGUAUAUGGACACGAAGGAUA
Cheilinus undulatus (humphead wrasse) is the source of this 4255-nucleotide messenger RNA. It is a transcript of the gene kcnh3, whose product is annotated as potassium voltage-gated channel, subfamily H (eag-related), member 3. Lineage: Eukaryota; Metazoa; Chordata; Actinopteri; Labriformes; Labridae. The record is from RefSeq and is a predicted model, not a curated record. The transcript is spliced from 15 exons. Bases 1 to 3579 code for a protein of 1192 amino acids. Gene Ontology annotation, molecular function: voltage-gated potassium channel activity. Gene Ontology annotation, cellular component: membrane. Gene Ontology annotation, biological process: potassium ion transmembrane transport; regulation of membrane potential.